Alnus glutinosa is the source of this 1119-nucleotide messenger RNA. RefSeq names its product E3 ubiquitin-protein ligase RMA3-like. The record is from RefSeq and is a predicted model, not a curated record. Gene Ontology annotation, molecular function: metal ion binding; ubiquitin protein ligase activity; ubiquitin-like protein conjugating enzyme binding. Gene Ontology annotation, cellular component: endoplasmic reticulum. The transcript has 2 exons. Gene Ontology annotation, biological process: ubiquitin-dependent protein catabolic process. Bases 176 to 979 code for a protein of 267 amino acids. NCBI's taxonomy places the organism in Eukaryota, Viridiplantae, Streptophyta, Magnoliopsida, Fagales, Betulaceae.
CAUCGCCAUAUUUGGAUCUCAACCACUUCGUUUCUUCACGACCCAAAAACCCAAAAGGAAGAAAUCGAAGUUCAACCCUCUUGUCUCUCUUUUCUCUCUCAAGAGUUGCCUGUUGAUCAGCGUUCCAUUCAAGGUUUUGAUUUAGAAAGCUUUUUCUAUACAAGAGCACAUAGCUAUGGAACAUAAUUUCUUUGAGCCUGAGUUACACUUUGAAUCUGCUGGAGAUGUUUCUAUCCAGCAGAAAUGGAAAGCCAUUUCAGCCCCAACAACACUCUCAGACAAGGAGGAUGGCUGCUUUGAUUGUAACAUAUGCUUAGAAUCAGCACAUGAACCUGUGGUCACCUUAUGUGGUCACUUGUACUGCUGGCCGUGCAUUUACGAGUGGCUUCAGGUACAAAUCUCUGCAGAUGAAUCAGACCCGGAGCAGAACCCAGAGCAGACGUGCCCUGUUUGUAAAGCUAACAUCUCGCAGGCUUCGUUGGUUCCGCUCUACGGCCGUGGCGCAUCCCCUUCAGAUUCAAAAGGCAAGAAACCCCAUUUGGGUCUUGUCAUACCCAAUAGACCAUCUCCUUGUGGGGGGUUGAACACUCUAAUCUCUACCACAACCUCUACUUCGCAUUCCAGUCAGCGACUUCAUCCAAAUUAUUUUCAGUCACAGGCACAGUCACAGUCAUUUCAUCACCAGCAAUACUUCCCUCACCCAUAUGAAGGUCAUGCUGCAAAUGCAUCAACUUAUCUUGGGGGUACUGCGAUGACUGGUUACUUUAGUCCAACAAUUGGGAUGUUUGGGGAGAUGGUCUAUGCGAGGAUGUUUGGGAGCUCAUAUACAAGUUUGUACCCUUAUCCAGCUUCCUACCCCCCCACAGGGAUUAGCAGUACUCGUAGAAUGAGAAGGCAGGAAAUGCAGCUUGACAAGUCUCUUAAUAGACUCUCCAUUUUUCUUCUUUGUUGCAUUAUCUUGUGUCUUCUCGUUUUCUGAUCAUGUUCCUUUGUGUCUUUCCUUUUGUAUAGUUGUGGGAAGAUAUGAGAUUAUGUGCUGUAUCUGCUAUACAUUUUGCACAACGACUCUUGAAAUACCUUUUUGUGUAUACAUAAUGUUAAAUUUUUUUGUUUGAUUUA